Messenger RNA from Penicillium verhagenii, 1497 nucleotides. RefSeq lists its product as uncharacterized. The transcript has 4 exons. The record is from RefSeq and is a predicted model, not a curated record. Bases 1 to 1497 code for a protein of 498 amino acids. NCBI's taxonomy places the organism in Eukaryota, Fungi, Ascomycota, Eurotiomycetes, Eurotiales, Aspergillaceae. Gene Ontology annotation, cellular component: COP9 signalosome. Gene Ontology annotation, biological process: protein deneddylation.
AUGUCGGACGAUGAUGAUUUCAUGCAAGACUCUGGGGAUGAGGAUUACGACUUUGACUAUGAAGGCUCCGGCGAUGACGAUGAAGCUGGCGAUAUCGGAAUUGAGAACAAAUACUACAACGCCAAGCAGAUGAAGGUGGACAACCCGGAAGAGGCGGUCGAUGAGUUCUUGGGUAUACCACCGAUGGAAAUGGAUAAGGGCGACUGGGGUUUUAAGGGACUAAAGCAAGCCAUCAAGUUGGAAUUCAAACUGGGACGAUACAGCGACGCCGUCGAACACUACCGAGAGCUCCUUACCUACGUCAAGUCCGCCGUCACCCGCAACUACUCUGAAAAAUCCAUCAAUAAUAUGCUCGACUACAUUGAGAAGGGAUCCGCCGACAGCCAGGCGUACCAAUGCAUGGAGGAGUUCUAUUCCUUGACACUUGAAUCAUUCCAGAAUACCAACAAUGAGCGACUGUGGUUGAAAACAAACAUAAAACUGGCCCGUUUAUGGCUAGAACGCAAGGAAUACAGCCAGCUCAGCAAGAAAGUGCGAGAGUUGCAUCGGGCAUGUCAAAAGGAAGACGGAACAGACGAUACCAGCAAAGGCACCUACUUACUGGAGCUGUUCGCUUUGGAGAUCCAGAUGUACGCGGAAACAAAGAAUAAUAAACGUCUAAAGGCACUCUACCAGCGAGCCCUCCGAGUACGGUCCGCUGUACCGCAUCCGAAGAUUAUGGGUAUCAUCCGCGAGUGCGGUGGCAAAAUGCACAUGAGUGAGGAGAAUUGGGAAGAGGCACAGAGCGAUUUCUUCGAGUCAUUUCGAAACUAUGACGAGGCGGGCUCAAUUCAACGCAUUCAGGUCCUCAAGUAUCUGGUGCUGACCACCAUGCUUAUGAAGUCCACCAUCAACCCAUUCGAUUCACAAGAGACCAAGCCAUACAAGAACGACCCUCGGAUAUCGGUGAUGACCGACCUGGUGGACGCCUAUCAGCGUGAUGACAUUCAUGUCUACGAGGCUGUGCUGAGCAAGAACCCCGACGUGCUGGCCGACCCAUUCAUCGCUGAGAAUAUUGACGAAGUCAGCCGCAACAUGCGUACCAAGGCCGUGCUCAAAUUGAUUGCCCCAUACACCCGGUUCUCCCUCCAAUUCAUUUCUAAGCAUGUCCGGAUUGCGGUGCCGGAGGUCUUGGAUAUAUUGGGCUUCCUGAUUCUUACCAAGCAAUUGGAUGCCAAGAUCGACCAAUCGAACGGAACUGUAGAAGUUUCUAGUCCCAGCGACGUGGAACGAAUCCGUGCAUUGCAAGAGUGGAGCUCGUCUCUACGCACGCUUUGGCAGAAAGCUCUCAAUGGCGAAGGGCUCCGUGCGGACGACGGUACCCACGGGGCCGCAGGCGCCAUGUUCACCCCCGGCUUCGGCGACGAGUCACCUAUAGGUAUGCGGUCUCUCAAUCCGCGUAGCCGACGGGAGUUUCGAGGCAAAGCGCCCGGGGUCAAAACAACUGGGGCGCCGUAA